AUGUAUAAAGAGUUUACGAACUCUACCUUUCGUGGCCGCGGACGCGGAAGUCGGCUCCAACCCCAACGGUUUGGAGAGCCGAGUACGUCUCAUUAUGACGAAUGGGAGGAAUGGGAGUAUACUCCACGCUUAAAGCCUACUAAGUUCAGGCCAAAGCAGAAGACGAGUAUUGGACCACCUCGACAAGGUAGGGAAGGAUCAACGUCUGACCCACCGAAACCACAACAUCUUUCCACGACAUCUACAGGUCCUAAGAACGAUCCUCUAUAUAAAGAAUCUAUAUCUGGCCGAGAACCUCAUCUAGUAACUGUGCAAGUGCAUCUGUACCCAGGGUUACACGCAAUAGACGAAUUAGUCAACCAGGUCCAUAGCAGCGUUUCUGCUAUAGACUACGCCUUUAGUUUGAGAGUCCCUGUCUCCGCUUUGGCAUACUACGUUGCUGCGACGGUAUACGCAAGAGUCCUGAAGGCAUUGGACAUGUGUAGGAGGCCCGAAGAAGACAAGUUUAUGUGGAUGAUUUACGAUGGAAAGUACGAUGUACCAGCUAUUAUCGGUUACUAUAUGGAUGGCAUCGGAAACACAGAGUUGAAUGGACGUAACCUAUGGAUCAGAGCUAAACCUCGAACAUAUGUACGCUCUGCUGAUGACAGGAUUGGAUGGUUCGGAAAAAUCACUAACGAAACGCACUAUUUGUACGCGUCAUAUCCGUGUCUUGCCGUUUAUUUACAACGGAUACAGUCAGACAUAAAGCACUCGAACCAUGCUAACGUUAACCCUAUUUGGAAGCUUCCCGAUAACAUUGCAUCCGAAGAUGCAGAGUGGUUGUACAGAGCCGGGUUCAAUGAAGAUGGCGACUUUGACUCAAGCCAUCCAGUUAUACCAUGUGUGUCUGAGCUAUUGGCAGCUGUCCAAGCAGAACUUACUUACACAACGAUUAAAUUAACCUCAAUGAACAGCGAGAAUCGAGGCUCAUUAGCCCAAACAGUCACUACCAGAGUUAUAUCAGGUGAACGAGAAACACACUGUACGACAGUACUACCAGUGCUAUAAUCAAACUCGAAGAAUUUAUAACCUUUCCUUUUAAUCCAAUUGUGGAAGUGAGGAAAUUGUAUGAUGUUCUCAAUCGAAGAGAGUGAUUGUUAAUUGCUCGUAUAUGACUAUUUGUAAACAUAAAUGUAAAUAUAUAAUAAAAAACAGUUA
Molecule: messenger RNA, 1200 nt
Organism: Hylaeus volcanicus
Lineage: Eukaryota; Metazoa; Arthropoda; Insecta; Hymenoptera; Colletidae
Exons: 2
Coding region: 1-1050 (349 amino acids)
Source: RefSeq, a predicted model, not a curated record